Molecule: messenger RNA, 437 nt
Organism: Artibeus jamaicensis (Jamaican fruit-eating bat)
Lineage: Eukaryota; Metazoa; Chordata; Mammalia; Chiroptera; Phyllostomidae
Product: SLC35A4 upstream open reading frame protein
Exons: 3
Coding region: 126-437 (103 amino acids)
Source: RefSeq, a predicted model, not a curated record
CACACACAAAAAAAAAAAAAAAAAAAAAAUUGCCCCGGAAGUGCCUCCACUCUAGGUAGGGCUGGCCUUGGCGCUUGGUAAGAGGGAGGCGGGGCUGCGCCUGCGCUCCAAGUUCGGCGGGGAAGAUGGCGGAUGACAAGGAUUCUCUGCCCAAGCUUAAGGACCUGGCGUUUCUCAAGAACCAGCUGGAGCGCCUGCAGCAGCGUGUGGAAGAUGAAGUCAGUAGUGGUGUGGGACAGGAUGGCUCGCUCUUGUCCUCCCCAUUCCUCAAAGGCUUCCUGGCCGGCUAUGUGGUGGCCAAACUGAGGGCAUCUGCAGUAUUGGGCUUUGCUGUGGGCACCUGCACUGGCAUCUACGCAGCUCAGGCAUAUGCCGUGCCAAAUGUGGAGAAGACAUUAAGGGACUAUCUGCGGUCACUGCGCAAGGGGCCUGGCUAG